This is a messenger RNA of Corythoichthys intestinalis (scribbled pipefish), 643 nucleotides long. Its product is annotated as lithostathine-1-beta-like. Gene Ontology annotation, molecular function: signaling receptor activity. The record is from RefSeq and is a predicted model, not a curated record. NCBI's taxonomy places the organism in Eukaryota, Metazoa, Chordata, Actinopteri, Syngnathiformes, Syngnathidae. The transcript has 7 exons. Bases 15 to 506 code for a protein of 163 amino acids.
UCAUAGGUGCAAAGAUGGCGUUCACUCAUGGCCUGUUCUUCCUCCUCUGCACAAUCAGUGCACUGAUGACUGGAGUCUCAUCUAUUCGAAAGCCACCUAAGAUAGACAAUAACUGUCCCAAAGGCUGGACUCGUUUGGACUGUCACUGUUACAUCUACGAAGAAAACCCGAGGCUUUUUGCAGACGCAGAGGCCGUCUGCAAUAUUCUUGGAGGAAACUUAGUCUCCAUUGAAAGCGCGCUGGAAAAUGCAUUUGUUCACGAAAUGUUUAGAGCGGGCAGGGCUUCGGAAAAUGCUCUCUGGAUUGGACUCCAUGAUGCAAUUGAGAAUCAAACCUUCUUAUGGAUGGAUGGCACAGAUUUUGACUUUAUAAACUGGGAUGCCUCAGAUCCUGAUACAUCGGCUGGUGACUGUGUGACUAUGGUUGAGAGUGAUGGAGAGUGGGAGGUUGCGUCGUGCUCAGAUAGCAACCCGUAUAUUUGCAUCACUGAUGUUUCAACUCACUGACACUAAUCAUUCCUCUAACCAUUCCGUCUCGGUUUUCAGUGGAAUUUGCUAAUCAUGAAGACUUAAAGAGACCAUAUCAUUCUUUUGCGGUGUAAUUUCAUGACUUGGUCUACUAUCAUCUCUUUUUUUUUUCUCAU